UGAAUUUCUCGGUUAUGCCGCUGAUGAGCAGCAGCGCUGCACACCAGCGCUAUCGACUAAAUUUUCAGUGACACGCCCCCUUCGUUGGAUUUUGGGAAAAAUGGCGAGCUCCAAGUUAAGUGCUUAUUUCAGCAAAUUCCCAGGCCUCAAGAGAUGGGCUUACAACCUUUCAGGAUUCAACCAAUAUGGUUUACACAAGGACGACGUCCUGAAUGAGUCGGAUCCUGAUGUUGCCGAGGCACUUCGCCGUCUACCUCAACACCUGAGGGACGAACGCACCUUCCGCAUUGUGCGUGCCAUGCAGCUGAGCUUGCAGAAGUCUGUCCUGCCCAAGGAGGAGUGGACUAAGUUUGAGGAAGACAAGAAGUACCUUCAACCAUACCUGCGAGAAGUCGUGGGAGAGCGACAAGAAAAAGAAGAAUGGAAUAAGAACAUUUAGAUGAUGUACCAUCAGCUCUGGAUUAGAUUUCGAGGAUGUAAAUAAUAAGCCUGUUAAUUUGA
Messenger RNA from Cloeon dipterum, 501 nucleotides. RefSeq names its product cytochrome b-c1 complex subunit 7-like. Lineage: Eukaryota; Metazoa; Arthropoda; Insecta; Ephemeroptera; Baetidae. The record is from RefSeq and is a predicted model, not a curated record. Gene Ontology annotation, biological process: mitochondrial electron transport, ubiquinol to cytochrome c. Bases 101 to 439 code for a protein of 112 amino acids. The transcript is spliced from 3 exons.